Podospora anserina S mat+ is the source of this 552-nucleotide messenger RNA. RefSeq lists its product as uncharacterized. Bases 1 to 552 code for a protein of 183 amino acids. The record is from RefSeq and is a predicted model, not a curated record. NCBI's taxonomy places the organism in Eukaryota, Fungi, Ascomycota, Sordariomycetes, Sordariales, Podosporaceae. The transcript is spliced from 2 exons.
AUGAAGUCAACCAUUGUCUCCAUCCUGCUCAGCGCGGGCGCCUGCCUAGCCUCACCUGUUGCUCAAGCAGACACACCAGUCUCCACGCCCUCUCCCACCACCCUCCAGCAAGGUGCCUAUUGGAUUCGUGGCGUGACGCCUCCAAACUAUCACAAAUACCUCCAGACGAAGCCCGCGAAUGUUCCCGGCAUCGCUAUUCUCGAGUCACACACCACGGCAGGACAGUUCAACAUCGAGGGUGGACAGCUAGUCAACAAGGUAUCCAACCCACCGUUGUAUCUCUGGGUGGAGGAGCCGGCCGACAAGGCCAACCCUCCUCGUACUCUGGCCACCUUCUUCAACACGACCAAGUCGACGUUUGGGACGUUUGCGUGGCAGGGAGACACACUCACGUGGAGCGUGCCGAGCAUCAGGAGGCAGAACGUCGGAGCCUGGCUUGUGUGCAAGAACCAGCAGCUGUUCAUCAACACGGGCGCUUAUGGUUAUCAAACGCCUGCAGGGUGCUCCGACCAUACUAUCCAUUACUACAACGACAAGACGGCAAACAACUAG